Messenger RNA from Rhodofomes roseus, 1792 nucleotides. RefSeq lists its product as uncharacterized. The record is from RefSeq and is a predicted model, not a curated record. The transcript has 4 exons. The coding region runs from base 469 to 1557 and encodes 362 amino acids. NCBI's taxonomy places the organism in Eukaryota, Fungi, Basidiomycota, Agaricomycetes, Polyporales, Fomitopsidaceae.
AGGUUGCAUGGAUCCUCAGGAGAGUCAACAAUACUGCGCCAAGCUUUGUAUGCGAUGUCUCGACUAGAGUCUUGGUCGCGCUUAUGUAGCCCUGCGUCGCCAGUGUAUGGUGCCGAUCUGGAUAAGACCCCUUCAAGUUGACGGUGAGUCGCAUCCACAAUUCGUCAAUCAGACCAGUUCGCGCUGCUAGUAGACGGCUCAAGGAGUCUUCCCGCACAGUUAGUGAUCUCUGUGCCUCAAAGGGCAGAUCGUGAGACGGCCCAUGUCUGGAGAAGCCUGUAUCUUUGCCUUACCUGCUAACGAUCAGGUACGAGUGGACAUAGAUACACGCAAUCGUGGAAAACACAUGAACUGACCGUCGAUACGUCAUGCAUCUCAGUAUCCUUGAACGCAAAUACUUCGUUCUUGCUGAUCAGGGAUAUAAGACAUGGCGUAUACGGGGUCAAGCCAGCGGUCCUCCCUUCACACAUGUCUGCUAACGCCCCUACUUCACCUUUCCCCGCGCCCGUUGGCGGCGUUCUUUUACCUGAGGAUUUUGCGCCUUCUCUACUAUUCGGCAUCCUCUACUUGCUUCUGAUCCCGUUCAUCGCCCUUCGUUUCAUUUCAAAGUCUUCGCGCACCAUGGUCAUCAUGGGUGUCGCUCUGACGACCAUUGUGCGCGUGCUGAACUUUGCCUUCCGCAUGGCGCAGUCCAAGGAUCCCUCUCUACGCGCGUCGAUUACCAUCACGAUCUGGCUCCAAGGAUCGUACUCUGCGACGUUCAUCGCCCUGGCAAACGAUGUCAUUCACAUCGGACGUGCAUACCUCGUCGGGACUACCCGGGCCAGGGAACCAGAGGAUCCCGCCGAUGACAGUGCCCUAGAAAUCCCCGUACCAGCUGCGAGCGAUGGCCAGCAGGUGCUUGGCGACUCAAUACAUCUGGAGGACCGCGGGUUCCCAGAUGUGGCGAGCAAGUCAUCGUCGAAACAGAAGAUCGACAUCAAGGAAGUGGAGGUGGAGGUCACCAUUGGUGACAUGAGUAGCCUGCGAGACGAACCCAACUUGCGAGACGAACCUAAACGACGACGCUACAUCCGCAUCCUAUGUAUCAUCUUCACUACGCUUCUCAUCAUCUGCAGCAUCAUGUGGGCAGUCUCUGGGGGAAUAUACUACGGGUCAAUGCUGAACCUGGCAUCCGACGCGAUGAUUACCCAGGUAACGAGCAUGAUCGAAACCGUCAUUCCUUUGCUCGUGUUGCAGUCCAUGAACGUCCUCUUGCUCUUCGCCUGGAUAACACGCCCGAGGCGGGUAUGCCGCAAUCGCAUACUCUAUCUCUGCCUCAUCUGCUGCAUCCUCACGAUCCCCAUUGUGUACCGUCUCACUAUCUCGUCGGUCAUGACUACCUCCUGGGAACCCGACGCCCCGGACUCGCUCAACAGCCACACACAAAAGGCGUUAUUCUACAGCCUGCAUAUCGUCCCAGAGCUACUCGCGGCUGUGCUGCUGCUCCGCAUCAACAUCAGAAUAGUCUAUAACACGGGCUUGGGAGGGGACUGGGGUAUGAGGGAUAAGAAGUGAGAUUGAUGCGUUAUCUGUAGACCUGGGUAUGGAGUUUCAAGGACACCUAUUUGUGCAUUAGAUCAACCGGCGCAAGGUCAUUAGAUGUAGAUAUAGAUGUGACGUCGUUAAAAAUUACUCAUUACAUAGAUAUCUUGUUGGGAGCCGGAGCAUCCCGUUGCUGUCUUCUGUGCCUUUUUCAGAACCAUCCCUUUGACUUGGAGAGCGUCGACCGCAGGAGCGAUGUACGGGUCCC